AGUCACAUGCAGAGAGGAGCCGGGACCAGAGACAGAACAGGAGAGAGCUGUCAAGCUGCGAGGAGGCAGCGCAGAGACGACUUAGUUCUUUUUUUUCUUCCUUGGAAUACAUUUUCCCCUCCGACCCUGAAGCCCACGCACACACACACACACACACACACACACACACACACACACGCUAGAAAAAGAGAUAUAAACACACAAACUCACAGAUGGUAAAGAGUGUGAGCAGUGAGUGUUUUUUCAGGAUCUGGACGUAUUGAAGCCUGACUAACACAACAGUUUGGAUUCAGCAUCUUUGCCACUUUGACUUGGACUUAGCGGCGCAGCAACACUUUGGACUGAGAGUGCGUGUGUAGCUGUCUCGAGUGUGCGCGAGUGUAUCUCUGGAUCUGGCGCGUCCCCUGAACGCGGCGCUGAGAUUUGGGCUCGCGGCGAGUCGGGCACUUGUUACUGUGGUGGGUCUGCAUUUGUGUGUGUGCGUGAGGAGCAGGAUGAACUGGCCGCUGACGGCGCUCCUGCUGGCCCACUUGGGGGCUUCCUUAGCGGGGGCAUGGAGAGCAUCUCAACCCAGACUGCAGUUCACACACUCCGAGCUCAUUCAGAACGGGCGCCUGCUGACGCUGCCCCUGGUGGCCGGGGACCUGCACUCCCUUCUGCCCGACGAAGACGGGAAGCGUCUCUACGUGGCCAUGAAAGACAACCUGCUGUCUACCAGCCUGGACGACAUAACGCAGAACCCACGCAAGCUAUACUGGCCCGCCAGUCCAGACCGAGUCCAAGAGUGUCUCAUGGCUGGGAAGGAUCCAGAGUUGGAGUGUGCUAACUUCCUGCGAGUUCUGCAGCCUUUUAAUCAGACUCACCUGUACGUUUGUGGCACUGGAGCCUUCAACCCCCGAUGUGCUUUCAUAGCUACCCGCGUCUUCCAACAGUCAGAGCACCAGACUCUCUCCUACAGCCAGACAGAGUGUGGGAAAGGGAAAUGUCCCUACGAUCCAUUCCAGAAAACCGCCUCCGAUGUUGUUGAUGGAGAGCUGUAUGCUGGGAUCACCUCGGACUUCAUGAGCCGGGACUCCGCCUUCUUCCGUAGUCUUGGCAGCCGCCGCGUCAUCCGCAGCGAGCAGUACGACUCCACCUGGCUGCAGGAUGCCCAGUUUGUGCGGGUAGCGCCGCUGUCUGAAACUGAUAACCCGGAAGAUGAUAAGGUCUAUGUGUUUUUCACCGAGCGCGCUCAGGAGGCAGAAGGGGCUGCUGGGAAGGUGCUCUACUCCAGAGUGGCACGCGUGUGCAAGAAUGACAUCGGAGGCCAGAGAAGUUUGGUCAACAAGUGGAGUACCUUCCAAAAGGCUCGUAUGGUGUGUUCAGUCCCAGGACCAGAUGGCCUACAGACACACUUUGACCAGCUACAAGACAUCUUUAUCCUCCAGGCCAAAGACAAGAAGAAUCCUCUGAUCUACGGCCUGUUUACCACCUCCAGCGAUAUCCUCAACGGUUCAGCGGUGUGCGUUUACCGAAUGGAAGAUGUGGUUCGAGCUUUCAAGGGAAAUUUCCUUCAUAAAGAGGGACCUCAGUAUAAGUGGGCAGAGUUCAUGGGCAAGGUGCCCUACCCGCGACCAGGAACUUGUCCCAGUAGCACGUAUGGAAGUUACAGCUCAACCAGGGAAUAUCCCGAUGAUGUCAUCUUCUUCAGCAGGACUCACCCGCUGCUGCAGGAAAACGUUCUGCCGCUGGGAGAGCGCCCCCUCCUGGUCCGAGUGGGUGUUCACUAUAAAUUCAGCAAACUCCUGGUGGACAGAGUGGAGGCCGUGGACAGCACCUACGAUGUCCUGUUUAUCGGCACAGACUCAGGCCUCGUGCUCAAGGCCAUCCAUCUGCCCAGAGAACACGGGCAGAGUCAGGAGGUCACUCUGGAGCAGCUGCAGGUUUUUCAGCACAAAUCACCUGUGACAGCCAUGACACUCUCAAAGAAAAAGCAGUGGUUGUUCGUGGGCUCCAGUGAGGGCGUGUCCCAGCUGGCGCUCUACCAGUGUGAGCUGUACGGUCAGGCCUGCGCUGAGUGCUGCCUGGCCAGAGAUCCCUACUGCACCUGGGACGGACAUGCCUGCAGCCCCUACAUGCCCACUGUGCGCAGAAGGAACGCUCGUCACUUAGGGGAGGAUGAGGAUCCGCUUACUCAGUGUGUCAGACAAGGAGCCGGACUGCAGGUCGAGGCGGAACAGAGGAUGAUGAUGGUUGCCGAGGGCAACAGCACCUACCUAGAGUGUCUGCCUCGAUCCAGACACGCUGCCGUUACCUGGUACAAACAGGCUGGAGAAAACAGUCCUGAACUCAACCAGGUGGUCACAGGUGACCAGCUAGUGGUGAUUGAGCGCGGCGUCCUGAUUCGUCAAGCUGAGCUGUCUCACGGCGGCGUCUACCACUGCCAGGUGGAGGAGCACGGCUACCACUGGACCGCCGUCACCGUCCGCCUGUCUGUCUGGAGUCCCUCAGCCAAUCGCCUACUUGCUUCCUGGUCUGCCUCGUCCUAUCAGAGCCCAGGCCAACAGCCCUGGUACGAGGAUGUGAUGGCGCUGAUUCACCCCGGAAACCUCGGCCAGCACUGCCGGGCGCUGGGAUACCGCCCCCCACGCAGCCAACGUCGCCAUAGCGAUAUCAUGGCAGUGCCUAACAAGGAGAAGGAGAAGGGCGAAAGGUACAAGCACGGGGGAGGACGAGGAGGAGGCGGAGGAGGAGGAGGAGGAGGAAGAGCAGCGGGGAGGAAAAGCAGGAGCAAGCCGCAGCAGAGGGCACCCAGGAGCGCUUGAACGAAAGCGCAGAUUUUCAGUGACUUAAACACAGACACACACACACACACACACACAUCUAUGUUAACGUCCACAUUAAGACACACACAUGUACACGCACACACACUUAACUUAUACACUGAGACACACAUACAUACUGUGUGUAAAAAGACUAUGACAUGCGCAUGCACUUAUCUAGAAACAAAAAAAGGCAUUCUUUCUUCAUAGUGAGACCGAGCUACACAUAAACAAACUGAUGUAUAGUAGGUUGUGAACAAAAGGAACAAAGACUUGUGAAUAAAAAGGAAAACGUCGAACACCUUAGACUGCGUCUUAACUGACCUGCGUUCUGAGACAGACAGGGGAAACACGUGCACACUGCCCCUUCUUCUUUAAAGCAAGGCAGAUGUGUUUAGAUUGAUUUCAUACCUUCCAGGCAGACACUGGUUUCCAUUAAAUUCAGUACGCUUUGAAAAAGCAACUCUAAAAUGCUUCAGAACUCAGAGUUAUGUUAUUGCAUUUGCAAGCCAAAUUUUCUAAACUUCACUAUGUUGUCCAAUUGAUGGACACGCAAUGUCGGUGGAAGAGUCAAAGCAAGAAGACAAACAAGGAUAGAUGGCUGCAGUUCACCUUCAGAGGCGCCCCGAACACAUCAGCCGAGACUGUACUCAAAACAGCUUAGCAGCUAAACUAAGAUGUAAAAUGGAAGGAAAAGGAGUUCAAAUCAAUCAGCAGUGACAGUUGAAGGGUUUUGAGAGGGCAACUGUAGGUAGUGAAUAGUAGUGAAUAGCACUGAUGAGUGUUCUUUAUCACAUGCCAACACUGCCAACACUACACCCACAGAGUUUUACUGGUUUCUUCUGACUGGUGGUCUGUGACCUAAAGACCAAAGGCAGGGUCCGCUUCCAUGAGGUCACAGAUCUACUUUCCCAGGAUGUGGUGCAAACGCAACGUGGGAGAUGUUUCCAUUAUAGUCUCCUCAUGGUUCAGAAAUGUUAUCUGGUAAUGAACACAGACAAAUCUGUAGCUGCGGAGCGCCUGAGAGCUCGGUAUCGGUGAGUGGGAAUAGAAAUGAAGACACGGGGAACUUGGUGUUAUCAUGUUGGUUUAGUUUGCCUGGAGUCCUACAUGGGUACAGUGUCUAGAUUUAGAAGAUAAUGUUAAUUGUUACGUAGGAAGAAGAAACAUCUGCACAUCAACGCUAACAAAUACAUUUAGAUGCUUCAUAAGUUGCUGGGAAAAUACAUGUUUAGCUGCUAUUGAGGUACAAUCAAUGAAACUAAGCGUCAUAAACACGGCCAUUUUGACAAAACCCAGACAUUUUAAAUGUAUUUCAUAUCCGAGUUCUAGUAAGUGAAGCUCUGUAUCUAUCUGAUUGUAACUUUGCUCAUGUCUGAUGACUCUGUACAGAUCAUGCAUGUUUUUCAACCUAUGGUUCACCCCCCCCUAAAUGGGCCAUUAAUGACAAUGAGUCGUUCCAGCUCUACUAAAAAAGUGGGGCUAAUAUAUGUCGCUGGUCUCGUAUCUCCAACUGGUCAUGAAAUCUGGCUGCAAAUUAUGAUGCAGGCUCAAUGUAUAAUAAGCUUUUAUUAUUAGUUGGAACUUGAGAAAGUGCUGAACAGGACCGGUGGCGACUGGACUCGUGGGAUUCAACUUUGGUGACUUUACAAGGCAGUAAAUUGUGAUUUGUCCAUAACGUUAAAUCAACACAACUUGUUCCAUCUCUAUUUUGCUUUCUGCUCAGUCGUAUUUAUUUUUUUGUCUACAGUAAAACUGCUUGUUUCAGAAUUUCAAAAUCAACCAACUCAACCUUCAUGUCUCAUAAACUGAAUACUUAUUUAAGUAUAUUGUUCUAAUCUUUCUUUCUAUAUAUCUACUGUGCGCACACAAUGAAAUCUGCACCGUGUUUUUUUGUAAUUUCCAUGUUUUCUGUCUCUUUUGAUAGACGUUUCCAUCACCACCUGUUGAAAUUUAGAGGAAUACUGCCAGCAGUCAUGGUAUUUUAUUGGGAUUCUGGCCACUUAUGUGAUUGCUUUGGGUCAAAGUACUGUUAGCUGAAAUUUUGAGGGCUUGUGUUUCUGUUUCUCGGAUGGUUUAAGUUGUUUUCCAGAACAGCGGCUACUAAAUAAAUGCUGAAAUAGAACUGAUCUGAUGGAGCAGUAGUUUACAGAGAUAAUGGACAGCGGAAAAGAGAAAAACUCACUGAAUUAAAACUUGGUUUAUUUAAAAUGGUUUGCUGAACAACACAUUUACGUUCAUGGAGUAGUCCGAUCAUAACAGCAUUUUCUUAUAUUUAGUCAUCCUACCGGGUCCUUUAGCUUCCCAUUGCAUUGCAUUGCUGGUUGUGUGUAUUUCUGAAUAUGUGUGUUUGUUCACUAUGCAUUUGUGUGUGCGUAUGUUUUAUAUGAGUGGGAUCACAGCGAGAGGAGCUGAAUCUUAGGUUCAGAAGCCAAGCCAUUAAAUCGACCAAACAUUUAGCUCAGCGAGGGAUUCUAGACAAAUUUGAUGCUGAACGAAAAAUAAACCAGACGAAUGGAGAGAAGAGCGAACCCGCAGAAAAUGCACAUUGGACUUUGCUCCUUGGCUUUGGCCACAUGAAAGAGCCAACCAGCCCCGAGCUACUUCUGAAUGUGUGUGGUUGAGUGAAGAGAGCGAGUUUCUACGGGAGUGGGUUGAAACGUUGAAAGUGUACAAGUGUUAGGGACAGCCAAGCCUCAAUAAGGAAAGGAGGGGGAGUGUGAUGCUGCAGUAAGAUUCAAAUUAUAAUUAGGAUUUGGUGUUUUCUGCUGUCCAAUAUGACAUUUAGGUUAGUAUAAGCAAACACACUUUGUUUGUGAGCAUUCACAAACAACAUUGUAUGAGCCGUCACCACCGACAUACUGUCUGGGUUGUUGAAUGCCAACACAUCUUGUUGCUAAAAAGUACACAGUUAUACACAAUUGGGCAUUAACGUGUAAACACUGUGUUACUUUAACCAAGAUAAUAGAAGUUAUUUCUACAUUAGUACAUAGACAAAUGAAUGAAUUGUAGUAAUAAUCAAAAAAUGGUGUUAUGCCAGCUUUAGUAUCAUCCAGUUCAGCUGUUAAUGGUUAAACAUUUUGGGAGAAAUUGUUUAAGAUGAGUGCAUUGAUGCAAUUAUCAUGUCAGCUAAGCUACAACCAGCAGCUGUGCACAAAGAAUGGCAACAGGAUGUACAGCUAGCUGGCCUUGCAAUUCCUUUUAAAAUGGAUGUGAACCUCAGGGACAUUUGACUUUUCAGAAAGACCAAUGAGAGAAUCCUUCUAGCCAUUACGUUACAGUGCAAACAUCAGAGGCAAGCAAGGAGAGACAGAGAGUUACAGUUCAGUAAAUAAGGCAACAUGACUGACCAGCCUUCGGGCAACAUACUGUUGGCAAAUGAAAAAAGCAGACUCUGCAAAGACGUUCACACAUUCUGUGAGCCAAAGUUAUCACAUCAAAUUAGGCGCCUGUUUUUCAGAAUUUUGCUAGUGAGAAGAUGCCAGCUUGGAUUUCAUUUAGUAUGCUGCCUGAGCAAAAGUUCUUAUUUUGUCUUGGCUCUCACAUGGAGAUGCAUCCAAUUCAACAACCUAGAGAAUAUGAAAAAUAAAGGUUAGAGGGUCUCUUACUUGUGGACGCUGCGUGUGUGUAUAUGAGCGCGCACUGUGUGUAUAUGUGGAGGAUUUAGAGGCAGAACUUGACAUUUUCAUGGCGGCGCAUGUCAUCCAUUGUGUUUCUGACAAAGAUUGGUGCACGGCUGCUCUCGGCCUUGCGUGUUUUACUGUUGAUUACUGUGGUAACAUCUCAGUGUCGAUAUUCGUCCUUGUUAUUAUCCUGAAUAACUUCUUUGGGGACAUAAUUAAAUUGUCUUGAUCGCUCAUGUGCAGGAACUUUGUUUUUUCUUUUCUUUUUGUAGAUAUGUAUAAAGGUCUGCUCUCAAUUGA
Messenger RNA from Gasterosteus aculeatus aculeatus (three-spined stickleback), 6724 nucleotides. It is a transcript of the gene sema3h, whose product is annotated as sema domain, immunoglobulin domain (Ig), short basic domain, secreted, (semaphorin) 3H. The record is from RefSeq and is a predicted model, not a curated record. Gene Ontology annotation, cellular component: axon; glutamatergic synapse; plasma membrane. Gene Ontology annotation, molecular function: semaphorin receptor binding; neuropilin binding; chemorepellent activity. Lineage: Eukaryota; Metazoa; Chordata; Actinopteri; Perciformes; Gasterosteidae. Gene Ontology annotation, biological process: negative chemotaxis; motor neuron axon guidance; neural crest cell migration.